Molecule: messenger RNA, 4562 nt
Organism: Melospiza georgiana
Lineage: Eukaryota; Metazoa; Chordata; Aves; Passeriformes; Passerellidae
Gene: AIDA
Product: axin interactor, dorsalization associated
Exons: 10
Coding region: 78-998 (306 amino acids)
Biological process (GO): determination of ventral identity
Cellular component (GO): membrane
Molecular function (GO): phosphatidylinositol binding
Source: RefSeq, a predicted model, not a curated record
CGGGACUGGCGGGAGCGGCUGUACGGCGCUGUAGGUACCCCUGCGCGGGGUGAGCAUGGUGCCCUAGCACUGGGGCUAUGUCGGAGGCGGCCCGCAGUCUCCUGCAGCGCUGGGGCGCCAGCUUCAGGAAGGGUACCGACUUCGACUCCUGGGGGCAGCUGGUGGAGGCGAUCGACGAGUAUCAGAUAUUAGCCAGGCACCUCCAGAAAGAGGCCCAGUCUCAGCACAACAACGUGGAAUUCACAGAAGAUCAGAAGAAAACCAUAGCUAAAAUUGCAACAUGCUUGGAACUGAGGAGUGCAGCUUUACAGUCCACCCAGUCGCAGGAUGAGUUUAAGCUUGAGGAUCUGAAGAAGUUGGAACCAAUCUUAAAGAAUAUCCUCACUUACAAUAAGGAGUUCCCCUUUGAUGUUCAGCCUGUCCCACUCAGGAAGAUUUUAGUGCCUGGAGAAGAGGAACACUUGGAGUUUGAAGAGGAUGACGAGGAAGGAGGAGCUGGAGCAGGGUCUCCAAACUCUUUUCCUGCUAGAGUUCCAGGUACUUUAUUGCCCAGAUUGCCAUCUGAACCCAGGAUGACGUUACUCACCAUCACCAUAGAGAAAAUUGGUCUGAAAGAUGCUGGGCAGUGCAUUGAUCCUUACAUCACAGUCAGUGUAAAGGAUUUGAAUGGGAUAGAUCUGACUCCUGUGCAGGAUACUCCCGUGGCUUUGAGGAAGGAGGACACGUAUGUCCAUUUUAAUGUGGACAUUGAGAUUCAGAAACACAUUGAAAGACUAACAAAAGGUGCAGCUAUUUUCUUUGAAUUCAAACACUACAAGCCUAAGAAAAGGUUUACUAGCACCAAGUGCUUUGCUUUCAUGGAGAUGGAUGAAAUUAAACCUGGGGCAAUUGUUAUAGAACUGUACAAAAAACCCACUGACUUUAAAAGGAAGAAAUUGCAACUGUUGACCAAGAAACCACUUUACCUUCACCUCCAUCAAACAUUGCACAAGGAAUGACCCCAGUUGUGAGACCUCUGUGAACUGAACCACAAAUCCUGGUAGCUGUGUAGUAGCCUUAGGCUCCGAGGGGCAGAAAGAUAACUCUGCUCAUGCCAGUAGGUCACACGAGACCAUCUCCCACUGCACAGCACUACUUCAGGGGCAGGAACAAGCCCACCAUGCAAAUGCAAGGUUUUUUUCAGUAACUUUCAGCUACAGGUUUCUCCAAGAGCCCUGAUAUAGGUUGACUGCUUUUCCUAAGUUUGCUGUUCAUCACUUUUUAUCUUUAACUAUUCUUCUCCUUUUGCCUCAAGCUCCCCCUGAGGAUGGAGAGUGCCCUUUGUCAAACCUGCAGCAAUAAAGAUGUGGCAGGUCUACUAACUUUUUACACUGCUGUGCUAUUGUAGUUCCUCUCAUCUGCAUUUCAGAGUCCUCUGGAGUGGGCAGGGUGACAGAAGACUGAGAGAAGGACAAGGUGGGCUGGGAAGGAGCUUGAAGUACUGCAAGUGCUUUGAAGUGAGGGAGUGGAGGAUGCAGGUCAGAUGGGUGGCCAGUCCCUGUAGUCAGGUCAGGAAGAGGACAAGUGCAGAUGAGAACACUGAACAUGUUUUGAAUACAUGUUACAAUCUUUUCAGUCACUGUUACUCCCUAAUAGAGCUAUUCUUUUUUGUAUCUUGUCACAGAGUAGUUUGCAAAGGCGGAUAGGGAAUAGAGGCCUUCGUCCUGGUUGUAGUGGGUGUUUUGCCAUUUCAGUGACAGCAGGACAGGCCCUCAGUGCUGAAGUUUCCAUUUUCCAGAGCCUUAUAUAAAGUAGGUCUGGCCAGCAGGCUGACCCACCUUCUACAUGAAACUGCUGUUCUUAUGGAAACUGAUUGUAUGCAGUUUUCUGCAUAUUUUGAGCAAAUCUGGAAACUUACUCAAAAAUUGCCUUUUUAUGUAAGUCAGUAGGAUUAUCAUUUAUUUUCUGUAUUUUUUAUUCGGUGCAUAAUAAGGUGCAGGACAUUGGCUUAUUAUGACACACUUGCAUUCACCUUUUGACCUGAAAAAGGGAAAGAAGUAGAACCCAGUCAAAUCUUUCAUAUAUUUGCGUGGAUAUUUAAUAUGAUACUUUAUGGUUUGAUAAACUUCUUGCAUCUCUAACUAGUGCCUGAAUACUCUGCUAUGCUAACUACAGACCCAGCUCCCAAAAUAGCAUCAAUUAUUUUAAACAGCCUGGAUGCAGGUGAAUCAUCCAUUCCUUUUUUCUGUCACUUCACCCAAGAUGUUCCAUCAUGUGUUAAGGGAAGGGAUGUUACUUUUCUUCAUGCUGUUUGUCUGUCUCUACUCAGCUGUUCGGCAUUUUUGGCUCUAUCAUAUUGAUUAGGAUGAAAAGCUGGUUUUGAAUGUCCUAAUCUUCUUGCCUUUCUUUGCUCUGGUAUAACUAGGAAUGACAUUAUUUAGGUGUUACAACAAAAGUCAGCAAUACUUUCCCAAAUGCCAUUGCUGGUUGGAGGCGAAAAAGGGCAGUUGAAUUGUCCUGUUUAUGGAUCUUUACAAUAUUCCACUGGUUUUAAAGCUGAUGGGUGAUGAUCAAGAUACCCCUGUGAGUUAUGGAAACUCCUCCGAAUGCAGCAUUCUGGACACCAGACUAAAGGAGAAUACCUACACUGCUAAAAACCAAAUACAAAUCAUCCUCUGAACUCUGCAAAAGGACAAAGCAAAACAUUAGUCUGUGGUUGCAAGUAAUCUGAGCUUGGCCCAUUUACCUGUCAGUGGUCCCUGGCUGGCUCAGCACUUGUUCUGACCAAGGAAUUGCAGGAUCUGAGUGUCCAUGAAAGGUGGAAGGGCUGGUUCUGGAGUUUGGCCCGGCUGCCAUCCAGGGUAAGCACUGCAGUUAGGUGUGUGUGUCAAAGGUGAAUGCUGUUGCAUCCAGAGGGAGAUUCCAUCCAGCUUUUGUUACUGUUAGCUAGGAUGGGCAAGGGGAGAGACACUGAGUAUCACAAAGGUUUAUAUAGGGGAAGGAAAGAUCCUGGACUUGGAGAACUUGACUUUUAAUCACAGAUGUUCAUCAAUGUGUGUAUCAUCAGCCAGCCACCCUGCAAACUGAAAUACUGUCCCUUGAAGUACAAACCCAUCGUUUCUGCUGCUUACCUGGACCCUUCCCCAGCUUGCAGAUUAAUUGUCUGUAUUAAUGCCAGUUUUAUGAAAUGUCAACUUGGAAGUAUUUUUGUUAAAUACACAAGUAGAGCUUUGUAUUUAACUGAUUGUGAAUUAAUGUCUGUUGAAUGUGAAAUACCAUUUUUAAAGUUGCUUCUAUCCCUUGCCUUUUUUCUGUGAAUUGUCUCAGUGCCAGGACUGCUGCUGCACACACCACAGGCUUGGGGAUUGUUUUAUGCUUCAGUGAUGUUCCAGCUUGUCUUUCACCUGAUAUCUAAAGCUUUACACUUGUACUGUAAGAAUGUAAUACCUAGAUGGCAACUUUAAUGGCUGCUUGUACUCUGGCAGUAAAGCUGUAAUGGCCUCCCAGUAGAGUUUUUUAUUAUUCUGUAUUGUUUUCCUUUUUUCCUCCUUCAGGCUGCCUUUUGGACAGUGCAUUUGUGAGAAACCUUACUCACUGAGACAGUCAAAAGCCUGCUGUUCCAAAUGCUUGCACUAACACCUGACCUGCCAAUGUAUGGUGUCCUUUGAAAGUUGUUCAGUGGUGGGUAGCUGCAGUAGAUGUUUACAUACUCCCAACUCUGCUUUACAGAAAGCUACUUUCUUUUCUGAUGGAAGUAAAAAAGGUUCUCCAAAGCCAGCCUUCCUUUUAAAGAGGCUGAAUUGCUCUUAACCCUGAGGAAGAUGAAAACACAGUUCUCAAACUUCACUUGAUGCUGCAAGGUGCUCUUGAAAGCAGAAAGCAAUUAGGGAAAUUCUAAGUUUCUCUACUGGAGAGGCACUGAGAAACACAGGUCAACUCCACAACCUCAUUAAGGUUUCCAACUCUGGAAGCUGUAGCCCCCAUGGUCCUGAUUACAUGAAGCAAGUCCAUAUUCUGUCAGAGUAGAUCAGCGUGAGGGUAACAUGGUCAUUACCCUGAAGCAGCAUUAAUUUGGCCUUGAUUCAAUUCUUGUUCUCAGAACUGUAGCAUUCUCUGUCACAUUACUGAACCAAUAUCCUUUCUGAACAAAACAUGGCACUGAAACAAAGCCUUUGGGGUUUAGCAAAAGGAAUUUUGCUUUUUAUUAUAACUUUCCUUUGAAUACAGUGUCAUUUGUGCUUCUGAUCUCUGACCAGACAUCUUUUGAAAAAAACCCCAGAACCUCAGAGUCCUCAUGUAAACCCCUGGCCUACAGUAACUGCAGCUCAAUGAUGGGAUGGAGAAGGCAGGUUGGAUAGCAUUUUACUUAAAAAAUUAUUUCCACAGGAAAUGAAUUUAUAUACAUUUUUAACAAAAUUAGUUCAUUCGCCAACUGGUUACAAAGGCUACAUUGAAUUAAAACUCUCCACACAGGUACUUCCUUCCUAUUGCACUUUUAAAGUAGGUUCAAGUCCAUCACAGAAAGGUUCUUGCAGCCCAAGUGGAUGGAUGAGUUUGUGAUCAUAAAUGCAUGUAAGACAUCU